This is a messenger RNA of Staurois parvus, 247 nucleotides long. Lineage: Eukaryota; Metazoa; Chordata; Amphibia; Anura; Ranidae. The record is from the annotation of a GenBank genome assembly.
CAGGGGUGGACUGACCAUUUGGAAACUCGGGCACUGCCCGAGGGCCCGGGGUCAGUAGGGGGCCCCAUGAGAUGCCCCUGGUACCUUUUUCAUAGGCUUUUUUGAGUUUGGGCAAGGACACAGGGGCCCCAUAAUCCCCUAUUGCCCGGGAGCCACAUGAGUUGUCAGUCCGCCCCUGAUCCGCCCCUGCUACUGAGAGCCCUGUAGCUCUGCAGUCAGCCCUCUGCUGGUCUCUUCUUAUCUGCAU